AUGAUCUAAUAAAUUAAAAAAAUAUACCUCUCUGAAAAUGAGGAAGAAGAGUAAGAAGAUAAAGAUGAUGUAUAAUCAAAUCAACAAUUAGGAUUAUUUUAGUCUUUAUAUCAAAAGUAUAAAGAUUAUAAAAAUAAUGACGAAUGGAAAAUUAAAUAGGGUCUAGUUUUAUCUAUAAUUUAGAUUUCAUCGAAUUGCUUCACAAAUAGAAUUAUCUAAUUUUGUUAAUAAAUUCUAAUUGAAUUAUGGGCUUUAGAAAAAGAUUAAAGAGUUAGAAAUUUAUUAAAAAAUGAAACCUUAAUACAUUUGUCAAUGUAAAUUUUGUAGAAAGAUUGGUAGACUCAAAACAAUAGAAUCGCAGGAGAAAUGUAAUAAAUGCUGAGUCGAAUCGAUUUUUUGUAAGAAUAAAUUGCCCAAGAAGCAAAUGCGAAUAAACGAGAGAUAUAAUUGAAAGAAAUGGAUGAAACAACUGAGCAAUUAGAUGAAUAAAUUGAAAAUAUCAGUGAAAUGGGAUAAUAGCUUAAAUUGAUAACAGACUUCGUUAAUCAUAUCAGAAAAGGUUUGACAAGAGUCGAGAGAAAAAUAAAUAAGAUGAAGAAAUAACUAAAGAGCUUGAGUAAUGACAUAAAAUUUCUGAGAGGAAAAUCUGUUGAAGAACUUUUUGAUAUUAGAAAAUCCAAAGUAUUGAAAGAAGCAGCAAAUAAAAAUGUUAGGUCUAUAUAUGUGCCAUUAUAAACAUUGGAGAUAUUUCAUAAAUUAGAUAAAGUGGAAAAGAAUGAAUAAAAGAGUAUUUUGAUGAAUUUGGAUAAUUUAUAUGAUAAAGAAGGGGAAGUGAAUGAGUUUUUAUUACAUGAUAAACACACAGUAUUAUUAAUUCAUGGCUGA
Messenger RNA from Paramecium pentaurelia, 885 nucleotides. The record is from the annotation of a GenBank genome assembly. Lineage: Eukaryota; Ciliophora; Oligohymenophorea; Peniculida; Parameciidae.